Molecule: messenger RNA, 2233 nt
Organism: Archocentrus centrarchus (flier cichlid)
Lineage: Eukaryota; Metazoa; Chordata; Actinopteri; Cichliformes; Cichlidae
Gene: synpra
Product: synaptoporin a
Exons: 6
Coding region: 125-976 (283 amino acids)
Cellular component (GO): synaptic vesicle; synaptic vesicle membrane
Source: RefSeq, a predicted model, not a curated record
CUCGGAAUCAGAGCGCAGAGCUCUUGACUGUUAUCGCGACAGACACAUCAAUUGGGUCCCGGUUCGCGGUUUGAGGUUGUUCACCUACUCACACAAGUAAGAAACAAAGUAUCCUGCUUUUGAAAUGGACACCGCUAACCAGCUCGCAUCUGUGGGGACAUUUCAAGUGCUGAAAUUACCUCUGGGAUUUAUCCGUGUAUUGGAAUGGCUCUUUUCCAUCUUUGCAUUUGCGACAUGUGGCGGUUACACUGGGCAGCUGCGGGUUAGUGUAGACUGCAUGGAGAAGGCCAGCAGCAACCUCAGCAUCGGCAUUGACUUUGGUUAUCCUUUCCGGUUGCACCAGGUGUCCUUUGAAGCACCCAUGUGUGAGGCCAUGAGGAGGGAGCGUGUUUUCCUGAUUGGAGACUAUUCAUCCUCUGCUGAGUUCUUCGUCACCAUUGCGGUCUUUGCCUUCCUGUAUUCUCUCAUGGCCACCUUUAUCUACGUGUUCUUUCUAAACAAGUACCAUGAAAACAGCCGAGCACCACUCAUUGACUUUGUAGUGACUGUAGUGUUCUCCUUCUUGUGGCUGGUCAGUUCUUCUGCUUGGGCCAAGGCCCUGUCCGAUGUCAAACUGGCCACCGAUCCAGAUGAGGUGCAGCUCCUCAUCUCUGCUUGCAAAGACCAGACCAACAAGUGCGGCUCUGUACACGGACCACGCUGGUCCGGACUCAACACCUCAGUGGUUUUUGGGUUUCUCAACUUCGUUCUGUGGGCUGGAAACAUCUGGUUUGUCUUUAAGGAGACCGGAUGGCACAAGGGUGCUUCGAAGUUAGCAGCCGGAGCAUCUGAGAAACAGGGCGGCACGUUUAGCCAGCAGCCCUACAACCAGGGGAGCUUUGACCAGUCAGGGAGCUACAACACCCAGGGGAAUAUCAGCCAGCUAUCUGAGUACAGCCAGGUGGGAGAGCCCACUUCCUACUCCAAUCAGAUGUAGUUGUCUCUUUUCAUUUUACGAGUGGCACCUCGGUGUCUUUAACCAGGGCAGCUGGGGGGGUGAUAGAGGAAGAUGAAAGUGAAGUUUGUCACCAAUCUACCUGUGCAGAAUGCAAAAAGGUGGUCAUGAAAACAGUGUCACGUGUGUCUAAGUUCACCCAUUGUAGAUACAAGUAUCGUUGGGUAAAGUUAUUAGAUAUAGUCUUUUACUCCUUCUCCUUCAGAGGUGUUGUUUGCUAAUGCUGUAUUUCUUGUAGUCUGAAACCCAUUGGUUGGUAAUUUGCAUACACUGUUAUGAAUGGAUGUCCAUUUCAAAGUGGUUUGCAUUCUGUUGUGGAAGGCAAACGUGCUCUGUGUUUGUAUACUUCAAAGUUUCCAAGUGCAUGGUGUUUUAUGUGUUCUAAUAUACGUUCUGUGAGACAAGGGGGAAAAAAAACAAAACGUGUUUUAUCUCUGAAAGUUUACACGCUGCCCUGAACUGGAUGUUCAUCAGUUAACUAUUACUAUGUCAUUUUUUUAAAUCUAAUAAGAAAUAUAUUUUGAUAAUGGCUAUUUCUGAUUCACAUAUCAAUGCAGAAUGAAUUUUGUGGUAUUUCUGUGUCACAAAUGCAUUCCAGCUCCAUUAUGGCUACUGACAAUGUCAAAAAGUCUUUAAAAACUAAAGCAAUAACUGCAUUCUGCAAAACAUGCAGGGACCUGGCAGGAAAACAAAAUUGUGUAUGCAACCAUUGCAACAUGCAGUUUCUGCACAGACAGUAUCACACCGGCAUUUUAUUUGUAAAGAGGGAGAUCAUCUCCCCUUAAUGUUUACAAGUGGCUGCUCCUGCGACAAAUUACUGUGACUGUUUUCUAUGCCAUCCUCAGACUACUGAGAAAUUUCAGAUCCAAGUUCCACCUUUCUAAAGCACGACCAGAGCAUCCACCGAUAAAGCCCGGCAAAAAAAAAUCUAUAGCGAUAACAGAAUACUAGUGAAUAGUGGGUUCAUCUGUAUCUAACUACCACUGAACUUUACUUUAGAAUCACUGUUCAUUUUUGCACCACUAACCUGUGCAGUUCGUGUAUUGUAAAGUCAAAAUCAAAGGAUAAUGCUUGGUUGCUGUUUGUUUACAUUAAUAAGACUUGUGCAACCCUGUUCUUUGAACUUCUAAGCAUGUGGCUCGCAUCAGUGUAAUAAAGUAGACUGAACAUCCAUGUGCGGUAUAAUAAUCUGGCAUCCUUGAUGGCUGUGUACAGGUCCUUGUAUUCAGUGUGGAUAUU